AUGGCUGUAGUUCCAGCUGAAUCCCUUAUUCAAAAGCUAUCACCAUCACUAGCCGUUGAUCUACAUGGCGGUACGCUACUCGACGUAAAAGAGUUUGACGAGGUUGAUGAAACGGAUGGAUGUAAAGUUCACGUCACGGAAUUUCACAUCUUGUCAGCAGAUGGUCAGGAAGAGCUAACGAAAACAUGCCGAAGGAAGUUGAAAAUUGAAUGUAAUCAAAGUACGAGGAAGACUGAAAUUGCUAAUGGCCGAGAAGCUCUCAUUGAGGAGAAAACGGAGCGAUUGUUUGGUGAUAUUGAUGGGUUCCGACAGCCGAUGAUUGUUAUGGACAAGUCCAAAGCACUAAUGAAUUCGUCUGAUCCUGAGGAUGCUGCAAUCGGUGCCGUAUUGCACAAAACUCAGGAAAAAUUCUUGAACAUGUUGAAUGAGCAAAAGGAUCAGCUUGUAAGCAUGUUUCCAGAACUGUUUUCGGAAAUGAGGACCACUUCAUCGCUUUUUAGUGCGCCACAAACCGAGGUUGAAACGAUUGUCAAUCCGGAUGGCAGUACGACAACGCGCAUGCGCUCUUCGCGAUCCUACAGGUUAAUUUGA
Messenger RNA from Gongylonema pulchrum, 591 nucleotides. The record is from the annotation of a GenBank genome assembly. Lineage: Eukaryota; Metazoa; Nematoda; Chromadorea; Rhabditida; Gongylonematidae.